Aspergillus pseudonomiae is the source of this 1819-nucleotide messenger RNA. RefSeq lists its product as uncharacterized. The record is from RefSeq and is a predicted model, not a curated record. The transcript has 2 exons. Lineage: Eukaryota; Fungi; Ascomycota; Eurotiomycetes; Eurotiales; Aspergillaceae. Bases 232 to 1545 code for a protein of 437 amino acids.
AUUCUUUUUCAUAAAAGACGCUUUCCGACGUAUGAUCCUAUCGUAACGCUCACGACUUGACGUCCGUCCGAGCCUUUCACUCUUUUUGAAUCAUCAGUACACGUUCAUUACGCCGUUGACCGGCCAGCCAUUCUUUUUACCUGUGUUGCCAGCCUUUUUCAUUUUAACGACGAUUCCCAAUAUCCGCAUUUUCUUUUUACUUCUUAUUCCUCUUGUAUUCAAACUGUCAUCAUGUCCCUCUACUCAACCAACCCGUCUUUAACCUCUCACGUCCUGUCCGGUCGAUCCUGUGUCACCUGCGAUUCAACUGCCCCGACGUGCCCGUCAUGCCCUUCUGGCGAAAUAUGUACCAUGAUCAGUCAGUCGUGUGACCAGUGCGCCACCACGAAAUGCGUUAAGACGUCUAGCGGUUCAAGCUCGCAGGGUAGCUCGUCGGGGGGAAGUAACGCGGGGGCCAUCGCCGGUGGUGUGGUUGGUGGUCUCGCUGCCUUGGCCAUCGUCACGUUUCUGGUAUGGUGGUUCGUCGUCCGCAAGAAGCGUCAGGAAUUGGCCGAACAACAAGGAACUAGCGAUGCAGAAAAAUCCAGCAUAUUCGCCGAUGCUCGCCAAGCACGGAAGUCGACCAAUUCGAUUGCCUCUACCGUGCUCACUCGCGCAUCAAACGUCAUUCAGAUCGCCUAUAUCCCCGGUGUCACCAACCGCUCGCCCCCAGAAACCCCCCUGGUGCCGCCUGUGCCUCCGCUUCCAGGUGCUGGUCCCGAUCAGCAUUUCUUCAUGCCGGGUGACCUACGUGACUCGGCCUGGUCCGAGGCCUCCCGCCAGCAUCGCAGCAUCGCCCCCAGUUUGCGUAGCAGCGUUGCCACCACGAUCUAUCGGGAUAAUGCGAUUGUGAGCCCCAUGCCGGCUCAGCAGGCUAUGCGUACCCGAGCCGCCGUGGUCAGCAUUCACAACGGUGGUAACCCUCCGGGAUCCGGAAACAUGCUGGCUCCUCCCGAUGCGCCUGCGGUUCCCGCCAUCACGCAAGCACAGCUCGCCCGCGCCGGUAUCAGCGAGUCGAACAGCAACAGCUCUAUCGUGGCACGCACGGUCACCGCUAAACCGGUUAUGGUGAAGGGCAGCAUCAAAAAGAAGAACAAGGACCCGAACAGUAGUAACACGCCUACGCCUAACGCUACAUCGCCCGCCGUGCAAACGAUUGCAGAGCAGUCAGAGCCAUCGACCUCGGCUGCAUCGAGUACGAAGCCACCAUCUGGCCCGACCUCGGGAUUUGACGCCAACUCGUCGGACGAGGAAGAAGCCGCUGCGAAGAACAUCCAACGUGGAAAGGGCGGAUCACCAGCUCCUAAGAGCCCGACGGUAAUUGAGGAUUCACCCGCCGUCGAGCAGAGCCCUUUCCGCGAUCAAUCAGCCCCCCAGACAAACCAACGCGCAUCGGCGCGCUUGUCUCGACUCGAGGCCGAUGAGGGCACAAGAUCUAAUCGAAGUAGCCGAAUCCCACUCGAGCGGACGGAGAGUCCAUUUUCCGACGCCAACGAGGUGAAAUGAGUUCCGCGCAUGCUUUUGUCUCUUGUUUUUCGAUGUAAUCUGGGUCCUGGUUGGCGACUAUUGGCGUAUGAGCACGUUUGGGUCAAUUGACCAUGUUAUAGAAGCUAUGUUAUCUUGCACCUUUCUUGUAUCUAUGAUCCGCUAUGGUAUUUGGAUCGAUUAUAGGUCUUCCGAUCAUUUAGGAAUUACUACGGGAUUGGCCGUGAAUCAGAAAUCAAUUAUCUCUUGGCUGUCUACUCUUUUCCUAGCAAUUCCACACCACCCUUGGUUCAGG